Paramuricea clavata is the source of this 513-nucleotide messenger RNA. The record is from the annotation of a GenBank genome assembly. Lineage: Eukaryota; Metazoa; Cnidaria; Anthozoa; Malacalcyonacea; Plexauridae.
AUGAGUAUUCGCAAAGAAGUGUUUGUUUGGAGAAAACAUCAUAAGAUUGCUUUGCUAAGAGAAAUUUUGGUGGUGGAGCCAUAUGUCCACAAAGUUGGAAGUAAAGAGAGGGGCAAUGCUUGGACCUUGAUUGCCGAAAACUUAAAUAGCACUGAGCAUGGGUUUAAGGUAUCCAUCAGAAGUGUUAGAGAAAAGUUUAGUAAACUAUAUGAAGAAUGGCUGAAAAAAGAAAGAGAUGAAGAAAAGGCAAGUGGAAUAGAAGGUACAGAUGAAGAUGAAUUUGAGAUGGCCAUGCGAGAUGUUCAUGAGAGGAUGGAGGAAGUGAAGGAAGAGUGGAAUAAAGAAUCCGAGAAAGUGGCCGAAGAAAAACAGAUGGCAAUUGAUAUGCGAAAGACUGCUACAGAAAUAAUUGGGCAAACCAAAAGGCGAAAAAGUAUGGAAGAUGAAUCUGAAGAUGAGGAAGAUGAGGGAAAAUCUGGAAAAGAUGACAAACAACUAGGCGGAAAAGAGUAG